AUGUCACCUACGCGCUCCCCCAUCUCACCUCCUCGCAUCCUCCUCGCGCUCCUCACCUCCGCGCUCCCCCGUCUCACCUCCGCGCUUCCCCCGCGCGCUCCCUUCUCUCACCUCCGUGCUCCCCCCUGUCACCUCCGCGCUCCUCCUUCUCACCUCCGCGCUUCCCCCUCAUCUCGGCACUUUCCCCUCACGCUUUCCCCCUCUCACAUCCGCGCUUCCCCCUCUCACGUUCGCGCUUCCCCCCCUCACCUUCGCGCUUCCCCCUCUCACCUUUGCGCUUCCCCCUCGUCAACUUUGCGCUUCCCCCACUUCGCGCUCCCCCCUCUCACCGCUCUUCCCCCCCUCACCUCCGCGUUCCCCGCUGUGCGCUUCCCCCUAUCCAGUGCCUACCCGAAAGGCCGCGCCGUCACGUGCCAGGCCUCCCUCUUCCACCACGGCUCCCUCGCCUCACCUCGUUCUGCCCUCGCCCACCUGCCGCUGACUGACACCAGUGCACCUCUCCCUCCUGCCACAUCUCCCUCCUGCCGCCUCUCCCUCCUGCCGCCUCUCCCUCCUGCCGCCUCUCCCUCCUGCUGCCUCUCCCUCCUGCCGCCUCUCCCUCCUGCCGCCUCUCUCCCACGGCUCUGCCCGCAGUGGCCAGCACGCAGCCCUGCGCCCUCUGUGUUGUGUGCUGCUGCCAUGCCAGCCGCACGGCCUCGCCUGCACUCACUGCACGCGCCAAGCCUGGGGCCACCGUGUGCACUAUACCCCCUGCUGCUGCUGGCGUGCCUGGCCGAUCCUCCCGCCACACACGCACAGCCAUUCGACCGCAACCAACUCAGAGGUGCGUCGCCUGCUGCGCUGCCACCCUGCCGCCCUGCCCGUGCCGCCCUGCCCGUGCCGCCCUGCCCGUGCCGCCCUGCCCGUGCCGCCCUGCCCCUGCCCCCCUGCCCCUGCCCCCUUGCCCCUGCUGCCCUGCCCCUGCCGCCCUGCCCCUGCCGCCCUGCCCCUGCCCCCCUGCCCCUGCCGCCCUGCCCCUGCCGCCCUGCCCCUGCCGCCCUGCCCCUGCCGCCCUGCCCCUGCCCCCCUGCCCCUGCCGCCCUGCCCCUGCCUCCCUGCCCCUGCGGACCUGUCUUUCAUGUCUGCAAUGUUGCGAUAGGCUUUUCUUAG
Closterium sp. Naga37s-1 is the source of this 1149-nucleotide messenger RNA. The record is from the annotation of a GenBank genome assembly. NCBI's taxonomy places the organism in Eukaryota, Viridiplantae, Streptophyta, Zygnematophyceae, Desmidiales, Closteriaceae.